This is a messenger RNA of Aspergillus mulundensis, 609 nucleotides long. RefSeq names its product protein transporter TIM23. The transcript is spliced from 2 exons. The record is from RefSeq and is a predicted model, not a curated record. Lineage: Eukaryota; Fungi; Ascomycota; Eurotiomycetes; Eurotiales; Aspergillaceae. Gene Ontology annotation, biological process: protein import into mitochondrial matrix. Gene Ontology annotation, molecular function: transmembrane protein transporter activity. Bases 1 to 609 code for a protein of 202 amino acids. Gene Ontology annotation, cellular component: mitochondrial inner membrane; TIM23 mitochondrial import inner membrane translocase complex.
AUGUCCAUCUGGGACUCGCUCAGCGGCCGCAAACAGACGAAGGGUGCAGAUAGCUUUGACGCCCCGGAUGCCAGCUCAUUCCUCUCCGAGGUUGCCAUCCCCGACCCUACUGCACUUCACCCCCUAGCUGGUCUGAACCAAGAUACUCUCGACUACAUCACACUCGAAGACUCCGCCCUCGACUCGCUCCCCGGCUCACAAUCUGUUCUACCGUCGCGAGGAUGGUCAGACGAUCUCUGCUAUGGAACCGGAACCACUUAUGUCGCGGCCCUGGCAGUCGGAGGAGCAUGGGGUCUUGCCGAAGGAUUAAAGCGAACACCAGUGACUGCGCCGCCCAAGAUCCGCCUUAACAGCGUACUUAACUCGGUCACAAGGCGAGGACCUUUCCUCGGAAACUCGGCCGGUGUGGUUGCUAUGGUAUACAACGGUCUGAACUCAUUCGUCGGUUAUGCUCGGGGGAAGCACGAUGCCGCCAACAGCAUUGCUGCCGGCGCUGUCAGCGGAAUGGUCUUCAAGAGCACCCGUGGACUCAAGCCUAUGUUGAUCUCUGGUGGUAUCGUGGCGGGUAUCGCAGGAACAUGGAGUGUGGCUAAGAAGGCUAUCUUCUAA